AUGGACAGUCUUGAGGCACCCUCUAAAAUUAUGGACGGUCUUGAGGCACCCUCUAAAAUUAUGGACGGUCUUGAGGCACCCUCUAAAAUUAUGGACGGUCUUGAGGCACCCUCUAAAAUUAUGGACAGUCUUGAGGCACCCUCUAAAAUUAUGGACAGUCUUGAGGCACCCUCUAAAAUUAUGGACGGUCUUGAGGCACCCUCUAAAAAUUAUGGACGGUCUUGAGGCACCCUCUAAAAUUAUGGACGGUCUUGAGGCACCCUCUAAAAUUAUGGACGGUCUUGAGGCACCCUCUAAAAUUAUGGACGGUCUUGAGGCACCUCUAAACCUCUAAAAUUAUGGACAGUCUUGAGGCACCCUCUAAAAUUAUGGACGGUCUUGAGGCACCCUCUAAAAUUAUGGACGGUCUUGAGGCACCCUCUAAAAUUAUGGACAGUCUUGAGGCACCCUCUAAAAUUAUGGACAGUCUUGAG
This is a messenger RNA of Staurois parvus, 473 nucleotides long. Lineage: Eukaryota; Metazoa; Chordata; Amphibia; Anura; Ranidae. The record is from the annotation of a GenBank genome assembly.